Molecule: messenger RNA, 511 nt
Organism: Betta splendens (Siamese fighting fish)
Lineage: Eukaryota; Metazoa; Chordata; Actinopteri; Anabantiformes; Osphronemidae
Gene: ndufa6
Product: NADH:ubiquinone oxidoreductase subunit A6
Exons: 3
Coding region: 32-418 (128 amino acids)
Biological process (GO): response to oxidative stress
Source: RefSeq, a predicted model, not a curated record
AGUCCCACCGGAAGCUACUACGACAGCAGUCAUGGCGUCCACCGCUGCGACCCGUACGGCGGCGGUCGCGUCUAAAGUUGUUAAACCUAUUUUCAGCCGCGACCUGGAUGACGCUAAGCGCAGGGUCCGUCAGCUGUACCGAGCCUGGUACCGAGAGGUCCCCAUUACAGUUGCUAAGUUUCAGUUGGACAUAACAGCCCGUCAGGGAAGAGACAAAGUUAGGGAGAUGUUCGACAAAAACAAGCACGUCACCGACCCCCGUGUAAUUGAUUUGUUGGUCGUCAAGGGGAAACAGGACCUUGAGGAGACGAUCCACGUCUGGAAGCAGAGGACUCACUUAAUGCGCUAUUUCCACGAAACGGAGGAACCUCGUCCCACUGACUUCCUGUCCAAAUUCUACCGAGGCCAUGACCCAUGAACUGUGUAGCUGUCUUCUGACCUUUGACCCUUCUAAGCUUGUGUCCAGUGUGACUAAUUGUCCUCUUCAUUGUAAAUACACACUCAGAACUAA